AUGGACCAGAUGCUCAUCGUCAGAAGAGUGAUCAAAAUUCGGCAGCGGUAUUCGAAGCCAAUGCAACUAGCGUUUCUGAACUUUGAAGCCGCGUUCGACUCUCCUUACCGAAGCCGUCUUCUCAACGCGGUCUGCGCCGAUAGAGUACUAAAAAAGUUCGUUCAUUUGCUUGAUGACAUAAAUCAACGAACAACUGCUGCAGUUCGAACACCAGCCGGAUGUACAACACCUUUUGAAGUUGUAACUAGAGUAAGACAAGGGGCAGUGGCAGGACCCUUUUUGUUCAAUUUCGCCAUCGACGACAAUAUGCGAAGAACAGUCGACCAAUGUCCUGCCAACAUUGUCUUAGCACCAUUAAGGUGCCCCUUGACUGACCUCGAGUACGCCGACGAUGUUGUUAUAUUCGCGGAAAGCAGUACGAAACUUCAUCAUGUUGUCAACCUUGUAUCGAAGCUGGCUGCAGCCUAUAGACUAUGUCUACGCCCUGUUAACUGGAAGCAGAUGUGGAUCUCUUCGAGACUUUGGACGGGAAUCAGGGUGGACGGACAGCCAAUAGAACUCGUCGAUGAGUUCUGUUACCUGGGCUAUACGCUAAAGAACAACGGCGGCUACGAGACAGAUAUUCAACAAAGAUGCGCUAACGCCACUUCUGCAUUUAACUCCUUAACCCCAUCACCAACGAAGUCAAGCUGCGAGUCUACCUAUCCGCAAUUGGACUCAUCAUGA
Molecule: messenger RNA, 726 nt
Organism: Necator americanus (New World hookworm)
Lineage: Eukaryota; Metazoa; Nematoda; Chromadorea; Rhabditida; Ancylostomatidae
Exons: 1
Coding region: 1-726 (241 amino acids)
Source: RefSeq, a predicted model, not a curated record